Messenger RNA from Phytophthora nicotianae INRA-310, 660 nucleotides. RefSeq lists its product as hypothetical. NCBI's taxonomy places the organism in Eukaryota, Oomycota, Peronosporomycetes, Peronosporales, Peronosporaceae. Gene Ontology annotation, cellular component: peroxisomal membrane. The record is from RefSeq and is a predicted model, not a curated record. The coding region runs from base 1 to 660 and encodes 219 amino acids. The transcript has 2 exons.
AUGAAGGCGACCAUGCAAGAGGCGCUGCUGGCGAUCCUCCGCGGCCUCCGCAAUGGCUCGUUCUACGGCACCAAGGUGCGCGCCCCGCAUGCGUUGGUGAUGAUCUUCCUGUUCCAGAAAGGCUCCAUUCGCCAGAAGCUCCGCGGCAUCGUGCGUCUCACUUUUGAGCACAGCAAAAACCUCGCGCUAUUCGUGGGUGUCUACAAAGCAGUACUUGCUGUGUUGCGUGCGCAUCAAGAGCACGCGCUGGGACGCCACGUGAGUACAGGUGUGGGCAAACCGGGCGCGCACUGGCACGCGGCCGUAGCCGGCGGCAUCGGCGGCUAUUUAGUAUGGGGCCGCUACUCUAGUGUGAAUUUUCAAAUUAUCAUGUAUUUGAUGUCGCGGGUUCUCAUCAGCGCCGUACGCUUGCUGGCGGCCAAGGGAUACCAGCCGUUCGCACAGCACCGCUUCAAACAUGUAUAUCCGCUGCUGGCCACCGUGGUCUGGGCGAGCGUCAUGUGGCUCUACGAGAACGAGCCACACACGUUGCACCCGUCCCUGCUCAAGAGUAUGCAGUUCCUAUACGACGAGUCUUGCCGCUGGAAGGAUGGUUUGGUGGAAUUCCUUCCGUCGCCGGCCACGACCGCCGUCUUCUUGCUGACAUGGCUGCAAUUUUAA